AUGCCCAGCUUCAACAAAUCAUCUACUACUAUUAUACCCAGCGUUAAAACCGCCAACAAAUCAGCACCACCAUCUACUGUUCGACUUGAAGGCUACUUGAUGAAACAAAAGCAUGGGAAAUGUAGAGCCUGGCUCAAGAGAUACUUUGUGUUGUAUGGCGAAGAGCUUCGAUACUACAAGAACAAGGACGAUCCUAAUGCGCUGGCAGUCAUCUCCCUGGACCAUUACAGCUUAGUCCCUGACGCUCAGCCUGUAACAUCACUCAAUCAAAAGCAAUCAAAGCUCAACACCUUUUGCUUAGUGUCAGACGAUGAAACAAAGUUUGACUGGCCUGAUUACUAUCUGCAAGCACCUAGCGCAGAAGAAAGAGCAGUGUGGGUCGAUAAUCUACAAGAUCAUGUAUUCCAAUCUACAACAGUCUUGGAAAAGUGGCUAGACAGACUACAACUCCCCCCACAGGAUAUGCAGGCAUUAUCUAUCCAUCAACCCUCCACAACUUGCUCGGAAACAACAGCUACUACCAACACAACCUUCAUCAAACAACUGCCUAGGCUACCAACAUCUCCUGUGUCUCCCACGACACCCUCCUCCUCCUCCUCUUUCAUCAGACUAUCAUCAACUCAAAAGCAACAGGCUCUUCGAUAUUUCAAAUCCGCCGAAUCACUCAACACAUUCACUACUCGCUCCUCCUCCAAUAUGUCGUCUGCUGGUAAAAGAAGACCGUCUGACUUCAUGCAAUCAAGAAGCUCUGAUCUGUCCUCGAAAUUACUAUCGACCAAAAUGUUUAGCUGGACACGAUCCAAAUCCAACAACUCAUCCGUGUCAUCUAUCCCAGAGUCUCUACACACUACAGAUGCUGAUGAUGGUGGGCGUGCUUUGCUCACACCGAAAAUUGCCCUAGAGUCGCCCAUCAUUCAUCCCAGUGAAUACAACCAUGAUGAUGACCCCAGUGAGCGUAUCAGAGACCCAACAGCAAAUUACUUUUAUGCCAAAACCAAGCCAUUUCCAGAGCUUCAACAGCAGCGAUCUCAUCAUCCACAACUCAUCUAA
This is a messenger RNA of Mucor velutinosus, 1050 nucleotides long. RefSeq lists its product as uncharacterized. The coding region runs from base 1 to 1050 and encodes 349 amino acids. The record is from RefSeq and is a predicted model, not a curated record. The transcript is spliced from 2 exons. Lineage: Eukaryota; Fungi; Mucoromycota; Mucoromycetes; Mucorales; Mucoraceae.